Gamsiella multidivaricata is the source of this 793-nucleotide messenger RNA. RefSeq lists its product as uncharacterized. Gene Ontology annotation, biological process: mitochondrial respiratory chain complex IV assembly. The record is from RefSeq and is a predicted model, not a curated record. Lineage: Eukaryota; Fungi; Mortierellomycota; Mortierellomycetes; Mortierellales; Mortierellaceae. The coding region runs from base 153 to 467 and encodes 104 amino acids. The transcript is spliced from 3 exons. Gene Ontology annotation, cellular component: mitochondrial inner membrane.
GUUCUUCAGCCCAAUCGAGCGAGCAAGCUGUAGCGACCAAAGCCACUUCAGGUCCCUUGUUCUUCCUUCCAAAGGAGAUCAGCUCAAGCUGAAGAAAACGGUCGAAACCCCAUUCCUCCUUGCCUUUUACAUUCAAUUCCACAUCGACAACAAUGAUCUUCCCAAAGCCAACCUCCUACUACGAAAAGGGAUUCAAGCGCUCCCCUGCCCUCGAGCGCGCCACUGCUCCCUUCCGCGUCAGGAAUGCACUCACCGGCGCAGGCCUCGUUGCCUUUUGUGCCUCUGUCUACGCCUACUCGAUCCUGGCCGUGAGACAGGACGACUUUUCGGAUAUCCAGCUGCCACAGCAUGUGCUUGACCAACAAAAGGAAUAUGCUGCUUUAGCGAUUGCGAGGGAGAAGGAGGUAGCAGCAGCAGCAAGAGCAGCAGCAGCAGAAGCAGAAGCAGCAUCCGCAGCAUCAGUAUAAACACGCUCGGGAGACAGUUUCGUCCACAUUAUCAUAGCACUCACACCACAACAAAUAACUCGGCAUCGAAUAAAAAAAAUUGGUCUCCUGAAAUCGACAAACUGCGCUUUGCCCAAAACCGUCUUUAUUUUUUUAUUUUUUUCCCUGCUCACGACAUGAUUCCAAAGAAACUACCACCACUUCCACCGAUUCGUGAUCUGAUCAGGGUCUACGGCCUCUCUGCGAAUCAAAGGUUUUCUCAAAACUUCAUUCUCGACAAGAAUGUCACAGAUACCAUUGCUCAGCAUGCUAAAAUCUCAGAGAAGGAUGAUCUGGUUGUCGAGGUC